Condylura cristata (star-nosed mole) is the source of this 3988-nucleotide messenger RNA. It is a transcript of the gene ADAMTS5, whose product is annotated as ADAM metallopeptidase with thrombospondin type 1 motif, 5. The coding region runs from base 759 to 3554 and encodes 931 amino acids. The record is from RefSeq and is a predicted model, not a curated record. The transcript has 8 exons. Gene Ontology annotation, biological process: extracellular matrix organization; proteolysis. Gene Ontology annotation, molecular function: metalloendopeptidase activity; zinc ion binding. Lineage: Eukaryota; Metazoa; Chordata; Mammalia; Eulipotyphla; Talpidae.
CUAUAAAUUCAUUGUUCCACCUCCUCGCAUCUUCACAGCGCUGGCGCUGCUCUCCGCGCUCGCAGCGGCCGACUGGGGGUGACCGCGGCUGGACGACGCUGCAGCCGAGGGACACGGACGCGCCGCUUCCCCGGCCCGCCGCAGGCCGCCCCCUGCAUUUCGGUUUUCAUUUUUAUGGCUUUUUCCCUCUCUUCUCUUCCUCCUGGUUCCAGAGGAGUCGAGGAAAUCCACAAAAUAAGACGAGAACUGGGCUACUCCGGAGCUUGAAACCUGCAGCCGGCGGGUCCCGAGCGGCCAGGGGGCGGGAGGCGGCGCGCGCCAGGCGCCCGCCGGGUGCGCGGCACUUGGCGACUUUUUUUGGUGCAGAGAUCGGGGUGGCCGUUGGGGCCGGUUUGGUUUGGGUUUUUUUUGGUUUGUUUGUUUGUUUGUUUUUAACCUUCUCCUGUAUUUGCUGAAUCGCCACGACCCGGCUUUUCUCUUUUUUGUGCUUUUUUUUUUCUUUUUUUCUUUUUUCUUUUUUCCGCCUUUCCGGACCACGAAUCCAAACAUUUUUUUCAAACCAACAAAGAAAAGUUCGCACGCUGGCACCUGGGCCGGGAGAGGCUGGCGCUGUGGCUGGUCCCCCUCCCUCCGACACUUGACUCAACCUUGCAAGCAGUGUACGUGUGCCCCCAGCUCCCGCCCCGGUAACUUCCAGAGCGAAUAACAAAUACCCAUAAAGUCCCCGGCGCGCGGCCCCUCCCCGCGGGCAGCGCAUUAUGCUGCUCGGGUGGGCGUCCCUGCUGCUGUGCGCGCUCCGCCUGCCCCUGGUCGCGGCCAGUCCCGCCGCGGCACCUGCCCAGGAUAAAGCCGGGCAGCCUCGGGCUGCUGCCGCGGCCGCCCAGCCCCGCCGGCCGCUGGGGGAGGAGGCGCCGGAACCGGCCGAGCCUCCCCAACACCCGCACCCCGGGGCGCUGCAGCGCAAGAGCCGCGGGCUUGUGCAGAACAUCGACCAAAUCUACUCGGGCGGCGGCAAAGUGGGCUACCUCGUCUACGCGGGCGGCCGGCGGUUCCUCCUAGACUUGGAACGCGAUGACUCGGUGGGCGCUGCUGGCUUGGUUCCCGCAAAGGGCAGCCUGAGCGCGAGCCGGCGCCACCGAGGCCACUGCUUCUACCGGGGCACGGUGGACGGCAGUCCCCGUUCUCUGGCUGUGUUUGAUCUGUGCGGGGGUCUCGACGGCUUCUUCGCGGUCAAGCACGCACGCUACAUGCUAAAGCCGCUGCUGCGCGGCCCCUGGGCGGAGGGAGAGGCCGAACGUGUGUAUGGGGAUGGAUCCGCGCCGGUCCUGCACGUCUACACCCGCGAGGGCUUCAGCUUCGAGGCCCUCCCGCCGCGCACCAGCUGCGAGACCCCCGCUUCCCGGCCGCGGCUGCCAGGACGCCCCCCUGCACGCGGCCGCCCGGACCGACGCUGGGCGCUGGCCCAGGACUUCCAGGACCGGAGGGCUCCUUCUUCCUCCGAUGGGGUUCAGGGACCACAGACGUGGUGGAGGCGGCGGCGCCGCUCCAUCUCCAGGGCCCGCCAGGUGGAGCUGCUCCUGGUGGCGGAUGCGUCCAUGGCCCGAAUGUAUGGCCGGGGCCUGCAGCAUUACCUGCUGACCCUGGCCUCCAUCGCCAACCGGCUGUACAGCCAUGCCAGCAUAGAGAACCAUAUCCGCCUGACCGUGGUAAAGGUGGUGGUGCUAGGGGACAAGGACAAGAGCCUGGAGGUGAACAAGAACGCCGCCACCACACUCAAGAACUUUUGUAAGUGGCAGCAUCAACAUAACCAGCUGGGAGAUGACCAUGAGGAGCACUAUGAUGCGGCCAUCCUGUUUACUCGGGAGGAUUUAUGCGGGCAUCAUUCAUGUGACACGCUGGGAAUGGCGGACGUGGGGACCAUAUGUUCUCCAGAGCGCAGCUGUGCUGUGAUUGAAGAUGACGGCCUGCACGCAGCUUUCACCGUGGCUCACGAAAUUGGACAUCUACUUGGCCUCUCCCACGAUGACUCCAAAUUCUGUGAAGAGAACUUUGGUUCCACUGAAGACAAGCGUUUAAUGUCUUCCAUCUUAACCAGCAUCGAUGCAUCCAAGCCCUGGUCUAAAUGCACCUCAGCCACCAUCACAGAAUUCUUGGAUGAUGGCCACGGGAACUGCUUGCUGGAUUUGCCACGAAAGCAGAUCCUGGGCCCUGAAGAGCUUCCGGGCCAGACCUACGAUGCCACCCAGCAGUGCAACCUGACUUUCGGGCCAGAGUACUCCGUGUGCCCUGGCAUGGAUGUGUGCGCGCGCCUGUGGUGCGCUGUGGUGCGCCAGGGCCAGAUGGUGUGUCUCACCAAGAAGCUGCCUGCCGUCGAGGGGACCCCGUGUGGAAAAGGGAGAAUCUGCCUGCAGGGCAAGUGUGUGGACAAAACAAAGAAAAAAUACUAUUCAACAUCAAGUCAUGGCAACUGGGGCUCUUGGGGGUCCUGGGGCCAAUGUUCCCGCUCAUGUGGGGGAGGAGUCCAGUUUGCCUAUCGCCACUGCAAUAACCCAGCACCCAGGAACAAUGGCCGCUACUGCACAGGGAAGAGAGCCAUCUACCGCUCCUGUAGUGUUGUGCCCUGCCCGCCCAAUGGUAAAUCUUUUCGUCAAGAGCAAUGUGAGGCUAAAAAUGGAUAUCAGUCUGAUACAAAAGGAGUGAAAACAUUUGUGGAGUGGGUUCCCAAAUAUGCAGGCGUCCUUCCGGGGGAUGUGUGCAAACUCACCUGCCGAGCUAAGGGCACCGGCUACUAUGUGGUGUUUUCUCCAAAGGUGACUGAUGGAACCGAGUGUAGACCCUACAGUAACUCAGUCUGUGUCCGGGGGCGGUGCGUGCGGACUGGCUGUGACGGCAUCAUUGGCUCCAAGCUGCAGUAUGACAAGUGUGGAAUCUGCGGAGGAGACAACUCCAGUUGCACAAAGGUGGUUGGUACCUUCAAUAAAAAAAGUAAGGGUUAUACUGAUGUCGUAAAGAUUCCCGAAGGGGCCACCCACAUAAAAGUUAGACAGUUCAAAGCCAAAGACCAGACGAGAUUCACUGCCUACUUAGCCCUGAAGAAGAAAAAUGGGGAGUACCUGAUCAAUGGAAAGUAUAUGAUCUCCACUUCAGAAACCAUCGUUGACAUCAAUGGAACGGUCAUGAACUACAGCGGCUGGAGCCACCGGGAUGACUUCUUGCAUGGUAUGGGGUAUGCAGCCACCAAGGAGAUCCUAAUCGUGCAGAUUCUUGCAACAGACCCCACAAAGGCACUAGACGUCCGUUACAGUUUCUUUGUUCCCAAUAAGUACACGCACAAAGUCAACUCCAUCACUGGUCAUGGCAGCAAUAAGGUGGGCUCCCACCCUCCACAGCUGCAGUGGGUGACGGGCCCCUGGUUGGCAUGCUCCAGGACCUGUGACACUGGCUGGCACACUAGGACAGUGCAAUGUCAGGAUGGAAACCGGAAGUUAGCAAAAGGUUGUCUUCUCUCUCAGAGGCCUUCGGCAUUUAAGCAGUGUUUGCUGAAGAAAUGUUAGCCUGUGGUUUAUGAGCUGAUGCAGAGAUAACUGGAGGAUGCGUCACCACUGUGGUGAAAAAGAGGUCCACCCAGAGCAAAGAAAGUCACACUUUGGUGGCACUGUCAUCAGGAGGCCAAACCUGGACAGAAUUUGCUCCCUGUGACCAAAUGAAGAUGAGCUGCUUCAUGUGACAGUGGUGACCUUGGAGUACAGAAGGACUUGGGAGCCAGUGAACAUCCCCCAGCCCACAAGAAUGAAAAAACACUGAGGAAUGUAGAAGCCGAGGACAUUUGAAGAUGGCAGUCCAGUCUCCCCUUGUCAUCUACCUCUUACAGAAUGUCUUCAAAGGCAUUUUAAUCAUUUUCGCCCAUAAUACACAGUAGCUUAUUUUUACUGUUUGUAAAUACAUUGUCCCUUGGUAUGUCACUUUAUAUCACUUGGUUCUAUUAAAA